UCCCAACCAACGAUGCACGUCGGAAACCAAACCUUAGUGACUCAGUUUAUCCUCCGUGGGUUCCCUAUGUCCCUAGAGCUGCAGACCUCUCUCUUCAUGGUGGUUCUGCUCAUGUAUAUACUCACCAUCGUCGGCAACGUUCUUAUCAUUGUUAUUGUUAUCCGUGACCCUUGUCUCCACACCCCCAUGUAUUUCUUCCUGGGGAACCUCUCUUUCCUUGAGAUCUGGUACAUCACCACGCUGGUGCCAAAGAUGCUGGCUAAUUUCUUGGCCCAGAAGAGGUCCAUCUCCCUCCGAUGCUGCUUGACACAAGCCUUUUUUCACUUCUUCCUGGGUGCCACCGAGUUUUUCCUGCUGGCCGCUAUGUCCUUUGACCGAUACUUAGCUGUCUGUGACCCCUUGCAUUAUGGGGCUGUCAUGAGCAAUGGGCUCUGCCUCUGGUUAGCCUUGGGGUCGUGGUUGGGUGGCUUCUUGACUGUCUUCCUGCAGACCAUCCUGGUUUGCCAACUCCCCUUCUGUGGCCCAAACCUCAUUAACCACUUCUACUGUGACGUGGCCCCAUUGCUGAAGUUGGCUUGUGCCGACACUCGCUUCAUAGAGCAGGUAGUGUUUACAGUGGCUGCCUUAGUUCUCUUGAGCUCCUUCUCCUUCACCACAAUAUGGUAUGUUUUCAUCAUAUCGGCCGUAUUGCGGAUCCCUUCCAACAGUGGGAGGCAGAGGGCAUUUUCCACCUGUGCCUCCCAUCUCACGGUGGUCUCCAUACUGUACGGGACCGUCAUCUUCAUGUACGUGAGGCCAAAAGUGAACUCCUCACUGGAGCUGAACAAGGUGGUUUCAGUGCUGAACACGGUCAUCACUCCCCUCCUGAACCCCUUUAUCUACACGCUGAGGAACAAGGAAGUCCAAGAGACCUUGAAAAAAGCAAUGUGUACAAAAAAGUGCUUGACGAGGAAUGAGAAGGCAAGAUGCUCAGCUGGUAUAAACUAGUUUCACUUCAUUGGACUCAAUGGCACCAGACCACAAGCGAUGUAAAUCAUAGAUUCCGAGGCCAGAAGGGACUUUUGUCAUCAUUUAGUCUGACCCCUUGUAUAACUCAGGCCGGAGAAUUUCUGCAAAAUAAUUCCCAUAGCAGAUGAUUUAGACAAAUAUCCAAUCUUGAUUCAAAAAUUGUCAUUGAUGGUGAAUCCACCAAGACCCUUGGCAAAUUGUUCUAAUGGCUAAUUAUGCUCACGGUUAAACACGUAUGCCUUAUUUCUUCUUCUUGUUUCAACUCAAGAGAUAGCC
Molecule: messenger RNA, 1284 nt
Organism: Chrysemys picta bellii (western painted turtle)
Lineage: Eukaryota; Metazoa; Chordata; Testudines; Emydidae
Source: RefSeq, a predicted model, not a curated record